Messenger RNA from Beauveria bassiana ARSEF 2860, 1308 nucleotides. Its product is annotated as carbohydrate esterase family 9. Bases 1 to 1308 code for a protein of 435 amino acids. The record is from RefSeq and is a predicted model, not a curated record. The transcript has 3 exons. NCBI's taxonomy places the organism in Eukaryota, Fungi, Ascomycota, Sordariomycetes, Hypocreales, Cordycipitaceae. Gene Ontology annotation, biological process: N-acetylglucosamine catabolic process. Gene Ontology annotation, molecular function: N-acetylglucosamine-6-phosphate deacetylase activity.
AUGCCGGCCAUCAUCACCAACGACAGCCAACCGAAAAAUGGACUCACGAAGCUGACCAACUGCCGCCUGCUGCGCGGCGAAGAGCUCGUCGUUGACGAUCUUUGGGUCAGCUCCAAGACGGGCAAGAUCGUCGACAGCCAGACCGUCUUCUUUGACGACCUCGUACUCCCCGACGAAACCGUCGACCUGGGCGGUCGCAUCGUCUCGCCCGGCAUGAUUGAGUGUCAGCUCAACGGCGCCUUUGGCUUCAACUUUUCCACCCUGCUCGACGACAUGUCGCAAUACGGCAAAAAGAUCAAGGAGUGCCAGAAGCUCCUAGUUCGGACCGGCGUCACAUCCUACAUCCCCACCAUCACGAGUCAACGGCCGGAGCUCUACCAAAAGGCCCUUCCCUUCUUAGGCCCGUCCGGACGCUCGCACGGUGCAGAGGACGGCGCCGAGUCGCUUGGCGCCCAUUGUGAAGGGCCUUUUCUCAACCCAACCAAGAACGGCGUGCACAACGUCGACGUGCUCAUCGAGGCCCAGACAUUUGCCGAUCUCGAGGCCUGCUAUGGCGCCGACAACCUCAACCCAGGCACCCCUGGCGCCGACAUUCCCGUCAAGAUGAUCACGGCGGCGCCCGAGCGUGGCAACAUGAUGAAGCUGAUCCCUGAGAUUGUCGCGCGUGGCAUUCGGUUCUCGGUCGGCCAUUCCGAGGCCACCUACGAGGAGGCGUCGCAGGCCGUCGGCCAAGGCGCAACCAUGAUCACCCACCUCUUCAACGCCAUGCGCCCGUUGCACCAUCGCAACCCGGGCAUUUUUGGCGUGCUCGGCGAGGCUGAGAGCUUGCCGCGCCCCUACUUUGGGGUUAUCUCGGACGGCAUCCACCUGCACCCCACGACUAUCAAGAUUGCCUUUAACGCUCACCCCGAGGGCUUCAUCCUGGUCACCGACGCCAUGCACUUGGUCGGCCUACCAGACGGCGCCUACCCAUGGACCAACGGCGAGAAGACGAUGAACAUUGUCAAGAAAGGGUCCAAACUGCUGCUGGAGAACUCGGACAGCAUCGCUGGAAGCUCCAUUACUCUACUAGAAUGCGUCAACAAUUUCCUCGAGUGGUCCGGCGAGGGGAUCCCUCAGGCGCUCAAGACGGUUACAGCCACCCCCGCCGCCAUGAUGGGUCUACAGGGCGUCAAGGGCACAUUGGAAGCCGGCGCGGAUGCUGAUCUGCUCAUUUUUUCCGACGAGACGACGGCCAAUGGCCACCACAAGUUGAUCUUGGACGAAGUGUGGAAGUUUGGCACCCGUCUGCCCAGAAACGAGGCUUAG